ACACAUGGUGGAACUGACCCAUGGUCGUCCAGUCCUAACUUGCAAUCAUCAUCAUACUCCUACACAUCACCAGUAAUAGCCAACACUGGUUCCCAUCUCCCUUCCACAUCGUCUGCCUUCUCAACGAUGCAUCUUCCACCAGAAACAAUGGGAUAUCCAGGUGUCUCCCCUAUCAAUGACCACACAGUAAUGCCACCAGGUCUUCCGCCCAUGUCCAGUUUUCAUGGCCCGUCCAAUCAUGGUCCAACAGUGCCCCAAGUGACAGCUGCUUCUUCACUCUAUGGCCAAAAUAACACUUCCCCAGUCCCUAUUCAUACCUCAGAUAAGCUGACCAGUCGUAGAGCUCAUCAGCCUUCCCAGACUGGAGAUGCCCUAGGCAAAGCAUUAGCUUCGAUUUAUUCUGCUGAUCACACAAAUGGUAGUUUUUCUUCCACACCUACUACACCAGUCAAUUCUCCACCUCCUCUCUCAGGUGUGCCUCAGUGGUCUCGCAAUCCUCAAGCAACUGCACCUGUUGCUUUUACAGAUGGCCCUCCCCACUUGGCUCGAGGGGUGAUGGAGGAGCGUCUAGAUGAUGCUAUCAACAUCUUGAGAAAUCAUGCAGAAGGAACAGGACUUCAGGUGCUUGGCCCUGGUGGGGUUUUGCAGAAUUCUGUCAUGUCACUGGCUUCAUCUGCUGGCAAUUCCAAUGGGCUAAUGGGAGCCAUUGCAACACACCCUUACUCUGUUUCCAUUGGGAAGACUUCUCUAGAACCUCAUGUGAGUCCUCAGCCUUUACCAGAUGGAACAGUCAGAAAUCAGACAGGCUUACCGGAUGUAUCAUCUGUUCAUUCAAACACAUCACAUUAUGACUUGGCAGCACCUGAUCUUGGUUCAGCUGUAAAAUUAGAGAAAAAUAAGAGAGAGAAAAGUUUUGGAGCUCGCAGCAAGUCAGUUACUCCUAAUGCUAGCUUAGCACCUGUUUCUCCUUCCUCUGAUUCAAAUGCAUCUAUCACAGCAACAACAGUAUCAACAGCCACCACCACUACCCAUAGUAAAGGAACUAAGCGAUCACGCUCAAGGUCAGCAGAUGAUGAUGAGGAUCCAGAAAUUAAGGCAGAAAGAGAGAAAGAAAGAAGACAAGCUAAUAAUGCUAGAGAAAGGAUUCGUGUCCGAGACAUUAAUGAAGCAUUUAAAGAGCUGGGUCGAAUGUGUAUGAUGCACAUGAAAGCAGAAAAAUCACAGACAAAACUAGGUAUUCUUCACCAAGCUGUGGAACUUAUCACAAGCUUAGAGCAACAAGUUAGAGAGAGAAACUUGAAUCCCAAAGCAGCCUGUUUAAAAAGAAGAGAAGAAGAAAAAAAUGAAGAGGGCCCGAAGUUAGCAACACAUGGGCUUCACCAUGCACCCCCUGGGUUAGACCCUUUGUCUCAUCAACGAAUGCCCACGUCAUUACCGGGACCGCAGCCUCCACUGCCUCCAACACAUCCACAGCAAUAGAACUAGUAUAUUGAAACAUUACAGUUCUUAUUGUAGCAUAUGCUUGUUGACUGUGGAUUGUACAGAAUUUUUGGGCCACGACGGCCCCCACAGCCUAUGGACUUGGAGGACACAUUUCAGCGCUUCCUUCCAAUUGCAGCAGUAAUUUGAUCAUUACAAAAGCCGGAUUACAAAAACCAUUGAAUCAGAAAUAAAAAGAGGAAAUAUAUUGUUGCUAAUGUGUAAUCCUUUCUCUGGAUAGCUAGGACUAAGUAAUGAUUUAUUUUUGGAAAAUGAAGAAAAUUCCUGUACUGAAACCUGCUUAAGUGUUGAUAUUCAAAUGCACAGAGAAAAGAAAGAGCCAGGCUUAAGAAGCUGAUGUUUUUCUAUUUUUUAUCAUGGUUAUUCAAGGCCAAAGUAAUAAUUGGUGACUCCUUUUAAAUGUAAAAUGGGGUUUGGGUCAAGAUAAAACAUCCUUUUCACCCUGUACAUGUUCCCUUUUCUGUCAAAAACAAGAAUAAACAUUAUGGUAUCUAGUAUUUUCAAAUAUAUACCAUAAAUUAUAGGACACUCACUACUUAGUUUUCACUCACUGAGAUUAAGGGGGAAAGUAUCUCGACCUUUUUUCUUCUCUGUCGAUAAAACUUCUCUCUUUGGUAAUAUUUUGUUUUACCUACAGUGAUUUCACUGGUUAAAGUGAUGCACCUCUGUUGUUUUGUACUUAUCUUGACUCGUAAAAACUCACACAUGCAAAGGCCAGUGAGGUGUCAUUUUUAGAGGUGGAGGUGAUUUAUUGUCACGUUUGUCUGAUGCACUUUCUACUUGUACAGACUAUUUAGUCAAUGGUAUAGUGUACAUCAUUAUUAAAAAACUUAAAAUAAGAUACAUCUCUCAUUUUUUUCCAGCAACUUCUUUUAAUGUACUUAAUAAAGAAAACAAAUUUUAUCACUGGGAAAUGUUUUCAUAACUACCUUUAGGGUUAAGAACAACAGGUUUCUGAAAUUUUAGUUUUAAAAAUAUGUUGAUCUAGAUGGUGGUGCUUCUGCAAAGUUGACUUUAUCAAAACUUUUAUUAUGCUUGUUGUAUCUGUUUUAUUUCUAUUAAGUGCAAGUUUUGGAAAGUUCUUUUUUUUUUAAAAUCUAGAGAUCAAGAUGUAUUUUAAAGAGACUGUUUUGUAAUUCACUUAUUUCUUCAAGUGAAAUCAGCUGUAGGAUUAAAAACACCUCCCUUAUUAAAACUUUAUUAUAAAAAAACAGGUGCUAAUACAUUACCCUAAAAAUGAAGAUCCAAAUCAUAAUUUAAAUUGCUUGCACAUUAGUGAUAGAUCUGUUAAUGUCAAACUUACUUGUUGAUAAGAGAGUAUGUUGUUAAAACUUAAGUUAAUGCCAACAAGAAACAACGUAGAACAAGAAAUUCUUCAUUGUAUAUUUUGUGUUAUGCAUUUACAAGUGAAACAUUAAGUUUUCUUUAUGCAAGUGCUCAUUUAUAAUCAUCGUUAAUGUUGUAUUGCAGCUUUUAUGCAAAAAACAAAACAAAAACAUUUAGCUUGCCUUUUUUAAAAUUGUUAUAUUUUUGAUUUUAUAGCUUGUCACAGUAAAGCAGCUUAUGAUCCCAUUGUACCAUAUGUGAAACAUGUUGCAGUGCAACUAGUAAUUAUAUAUAUAAAAUUACAUCUGUACUGUAGGAAGAAUAAGCCAUUAUAAAAUGCAUAUAUUUCGUGGUUACAUGUGCUUGCUCUUUUUUUUCUUUUGUAGUGUAUUUGUUUUUGGAUCGGUGUUGUGAAAUAAUCUGUCAUUGUUCUCCUCUUUUGCUCCAAUAGCACUUUUGUUUUUUAUUUUUUAAAUGUAAUUCAUUGGGUCUGUGUUCUGUCUAUUGUUUGUAAGCACAUAUCUUCAGUAUGUUAUAUACAUUUUUGAGAGUGAAAAGAAAUAAACAGUGCCAUUUUUCUUAAAACUGUUGCUCAACUUAA
This is a messenger RNA of Limulus polyphemus (Atlantic horseshoe crab), 3427 nucleotides long. Its product is annotated as transcription factor 4-like. The record is from RefSeq and is a predicted model, not a curated record. The coding region runs from base 127 to 1479 and encodes 450 amino acids. The transcript has 11 exons. Gene Ontology annotation, molecular function: protein dimerization activity; DNA-binding transcription factor activity, RNA polymerase II-specific; RNA polymerase II cis-regulatory region sequence-specific DNA binding. Gene Ontology annotation, cellular component: transcription regulator complex. NCBI's taxonomy places the organism in Eukaryota, Metazoa, Arthropoda, Merostomata, Xiphosura, Limulidae. Gene Ontology annotation, biological process: regulation of transcription by RNA polymerase II.